Amblyraja radiata (thorny skate) is the source of this 9369-nucleotide messenger RNA. It is a transcript of the gene znf532, whose product is annotated as zinc finger protein 532. The record is from RefSeq and is a predicted model, not a curated record. The transcript is spliced from 11 exons. Lineage: Eukaryota; Metazoa; Chordata; Chondrichthyes; Rajiformes; Rajidae. The coding region runs from base 1415 to 5449 and encodes 1344 amino acids.
UUUGCUUCUAAAAUGGCUGCUUGCUAAAGGGUGUGGUUAAAAACAGAAAAGCGGCUGGUGUUUUGCAAACGGCAUUCCCUGUGCUGUGGCAUGUCCGACCCAAUAAAAUCAUAAUGACUCUUCCUGGCUAAAAGUAGUGAAGGCGUUUGAUUUACUGAUUUAAAUGUGAACAGUUGUUUCAGCAGUUAUUCGGGAGAAAUAAACAAUUUGUGGCACCUUUUAAUUUUCUUUGCCUGUUCGAAUCUAGACUGCAUUAUCAGUGAAUAUUUUUUUUAAUGUGUAGGAAGCAUUAAGUUAGCAGUUGCCCCUGUGAUAUUUAUUUCCGUCAGGACUCCAGGCAGCCAUUUCAUACUGUAAUGUCACAAAUCUUUAUUGCAAUUGGCUUUCCCAGAGAUCACAGCAACUUGCGAGGAGAAAAAAACCUGGCUUUUUUUAGAUACGAUUCAGAAGGUGCAGCCUUUUUGAAAGAAGAGUUUAAAGUGCUGUUUUUGGGUGUAAAACCCUGAAAUAAUGUGGCACCAGCGAAGGGAAAGACUGGCCAGUAUGUGCUGCAGUACAGGUUUCCAUAGCUGUACGUGGGGUGGCUGGAACCGGCUGGAACUGGUUUGAAGCUGAUCAGCUCAUGAACAAUGCAGCCACUGAGCUACAUUGCUUCCUCCUUCAUGGCAGCAAUACAAGAAGCUUGCAGAAAGGUACCAUCCAAAACAGCAUGAUUGCACCCUAGACACACUAUUCUGCUGCCACGAUUUUGGAUGGACUUUUCAUCUCCUUUUGAUGGAUACUAGAGCACAGAAAAUGCCGACAGUUCUUGGUUACAGCUCAGUGGCAGCAGAGGCCUAGUUCAGGACAAAGGAAAUAUUGUCAUCCAAGACGCCCACUCCUGGGCCUACUCUUGAGUUACAGCAUGACAUUGACAAGGACUGGAUGCUGCCUGACCUAUUUUCCAUAAAGGAAACACAGUUGCUACAUGGUGCACUGAACAGUGGAAUUAAGAUUUCUUAAGAUUGAUACCUGGCUUCUGCAGUCUGACAAUCUUAGCUGGUGUGCUGCUGGGAUGAUGAUACUGACGGGAUAGAAAACAACUGAGCAGCAGCACUGUAUUCACCCAUACAUACUUCUCCAGCAUACUGUUUUCUUUGCACCCAGAUAUUCAAAUGCUCUUGGGAGUGGCCUUCAAAGCUCAAUCCUUCAUCCAGAAUGCUGCUGGCUAUUUAUCAAACUGCACCAAUUCAUGACAUCUCCAUUACUUGCAAUUGUAUUGACUCCUAACCCCAACGUGUUUGUCUUCCAACGUUCACCUUUACGUUCAGAGUCCUCAGUGGGUUUGACACCCUGUUCUGUGUUGUGUGUCAUGGGCCCCACCCGAGAAGGAAUCGAGGCCAGGGUUAUAAUUUGAAACCAGCUUUGUAAAUUGAUGAUCAUGGGAGAUAUGAAAACCCCAGACUUCGAUGACCUGCUUGCUGCUUUUGACAUUCCAGAUAUGCAGGUUGAUCCCAAAGCAGCAAUUGAAUCUGCGCAUGAUGAAAGUGAAGGACAGCUGAAACAAAAUAUACCCGCGGACGAUGAUGCUCAGGUUCCCCUGGCCCCCGAUGGGGUAGUAAGUGUUAUUGUGAAGAACAUCCGAACUCUGGACUCGUGUGAGACUGCAGCUACAGCAACAGAAACCCCUGCUCUUGAUAAAGAAAAUCAUAGUUCUUCAGGAAAUGGCUUGCACAAUGGCUUCCUGAGUGUCUCGGCUUUGGAUGGGUAUUCUAAAGAUUCAAACAGCAAGUCGGUCACGAGCGAAGGGGCACCGGUGGCUGAAGCUAAGGUAGACUUGUCCAGACCUGACGGCAAUGAGGCCCCUGAACCCGAACUCAAAGACUCAGCCUUCAGCCAGUUCAGUCCUAUUUCUAGUGCAGAGGAGUUUGAGGACGACGAUAAAAUAGAAGUUGACGAUCCUCCAAUCGUCAAGAAGGAAAGCCAACCAGCUUUUCAAGCAAACAUGCUUCCAAGUCCACCUGCAGAGCGGGAAUGUGAGAAAACAAAGAAGCCAGGAGGGGAAAACACAGUCAAACCAGAAGUGUCAACCCUGGAUGAUGAACAAAAGAGUAAGAUAAUGAAAAGCAACAGAGAGAGUGAAGGCUCCAGUGUUAACCCGGGGACUCUUGAGACAUUAAAACCACGAAAUGUGGAUGAGAAAUUGUCUGAUGAGGAUGCUGAAAAGAGCUUUAAGAAUUCCUCUGAGAAGCCACUGGACAAUAGAACCCCUGAUGGCAAGAAUGCUGAGAAAACUGGAGUGACUGUUGCAUGCUCUUCAAAUCUUCGGGCCAAGUCCUCGUCCAAACUUUCCUCCUGUAUUGCAGCAAUUGCUGCUUUGAAUGCUAAAAAGGCAGCGGCUGACACCGUCAAGGAAACACAGCCAGUCUCAAGGGACCCUUCUCCGGUUUUAAGAGAAUCUAGAGAAAGCCCAAUAGUCACUGAGAAAUCUCCUCCUGAGGGCCCUCACAGCCCAAUGGAAGUGGUGAAGAAAGUUGUUGUCAAGCAGUCUGAUAGCCCCCGGAGUGUGUCCAGUGAAUGUAGUAUGAAAGGGUCCCCUUCUUCUCCUGCUAGCUCGCCGCCUGCCAUUCCCAAGGUCCGCAUCAAGACUAUCAAAACGUCCUCUGGUGAAAUUACCAGAAUGGUGACCAGAAUCAUGCCAGAGGUUGAGCAAGAAUUUGGUAGAAGAGGACAAGAUCAGGCAAACUCCAUGGUUGUCUCAUCACUUUUGUCAUCUCUUCCCGGAGAGUCUUCUAUGUCUUUGCCUCCAUCAACACCGAUCCAGUCAGCGCUCGUUACAGCUUCAGGUGUAGUAAAUUCUUCUGACGUUGUACAAAAACAGAUUACAAUUAAACCUAUAGCUACUGCUUUCCUUCCAGUGUCUACUGUAAAGACUGCAGGAUCCCAGGUGAUCAACCUGAAGUUUGCUAACAACACUACAGUCAAAGCCACUGUAAUCUCUGCUGCCUCCGUUCAGAGUGCCAGCAGUGCCAUCUUGAAGGCUGCCAAUGCCAUGCAGCAGCAAACUGUGGUGGUGCCAGCCUCCAGCCUUGUAAAUGCUAAACUCAUGCCAAAGACUGUCCAUCUUGCUAACCUGAACCUUCUGCCCCAGUCUGUCCAAACAACAUCUGAACUCUGUCAGGUGCUUUCCAAAUCUCAACAGUCCAUUAAGCAGACACUAAUCACCACUUCUUCCACCCAACCUGCUAAAAAAGUAUCAAGGGUUCAUGUGGUGGCCCAUUCCCAGAAUGCAGUGGUGGAGACAUUCAACAAGGUCCUGAGCAGUGUAAAUCCAGUCCCUAUCUACAUGCCUAACCUUACUCCUCCAACUAAUGCUAAUAUUACCAUACCGCUUCGUGGUUACAAGUGCUUGGAAUGCGGGGACUCCUUUGCUUUGGAGAAGAGUUUGGCGCAACAUUAUGAUCGGAGGAGUGUGCGGAUUGAAGUAACCUGCAACCACUGUGCAAAGAACUUGGUCUUUUUCAACAAAUGCAGUCUUCUAUCUCAUGCUCGAGGCCACAAGGACAAAGGUGUGGUGAUGCAGUGCUCCCAUCUGAUCAUGAAACCCAUUCCUGCAGAUCAGAUGAUUGUUCCUAUUUCCAGUUCUAGCGUUUCUUCAACGACUACUAUAUCUGCACCCAUCUUGACAAUGGCAGGCAGUGCUUUGAGUGCUGCUGCAAAAACUGUUGCAAGCAUAGCCAGUGCUGUAAUCUCUGCUCCUGCCAGCUCUCCCAUUCUCCCAGCUAUGCCUCUUGAUGAAGAUCCGUCAAAACUUUCCCGACAUGGCAUGAAGUGCUUGGAGUGCAGUGAGACAUUCCUGGAUGAAAUGUUGCUUGCCACACACUUCCAGAGUGCUGCAGAAGCAGGAGGGCAGACUUGUCAGAUCUGCCAGAUGUUACUUCCCAACAAGUGCAGCUUUUCAUCGCACCUACGAAUACAUCAGCACAAAUCUCCAUACACAUGCCCAGAAUGUGGAGCGAUAUGCAGAUCCUCGCACUUUCAGACUCACGUCACCAGGAACUGCCUGCACUACACUCGCAAAGUGGGAUACCGCUGUAUACACUGUGGUGUUGUCUAUGCUGACCUAACUGCACUCAAGUCUCACAUCCAGGUUGCCCACUGUGAAAUCUUCUAUAAGUGCCCAAUCUGCCCUAUGGCUUUCAAGUCGGCACCGAGUACUCAUUCACAUGCCUACACACAGCACCCAGGCAUCAAAAUAGGAGAAGCCAAAAUAAUCUACAAAUGUUCCAUGUGUGACACUGUGUUUACACAGCAAACCUUGUUAUGCAGCCAUUUUGAUCAGCAUGUUGCUAAGCAGAAAGUUUCUGUCUUCAACUGUCCAGAUUGUGCAUUGCUAUAUGCGCAGAAACAGCUCAUGGUGGAACACAUUAAGUCCAUGCAUGGAACAUUGAAGAGUAUUGAAGGUCCUCCAAACCUGGGGCCUCAGCAGCCAUUGGUCACAAAGCCAUUAAGUACAUCAGCUGGGCAGAAGAAAGCUGAUGGGAAUGCAGUUAAUGGCACUGACCGACUUGGGAAGAAAGCACCAGUCGUAAGGAAAACUGGGAGUCGGUCAAAAGCAAAUAACCUUGGAUGGAUGUGUCAAGACUGUGAGGAAUGGUUUCCUGAACGAGAGGACUACAUUUCUCAUAUGAAGAAAGAACAUGAUAAGCAAAUGAAGAAGCAUCCAUGUCGUCAAUGUGAGAAAUCGUUUAGCUCCUCACACAGUCUGUGUCGACAUAAUCGCAUCAAGCACAAAGGCAUCCGGAAAGUCUACACAUGCCGGAAUUGUCCUGAUUCUAAGCGUACAUUCACCAAACGGUUUAUGUUAGAAAAGCACAUUCGACUCAUGCAUGGCAUUAAAAAUCCUGAUGUGUCACAGAUGACAGAGUCAACAAUCAUAACAGGAUCUCCAAAGAAAGAAGAUAACCAGAUUAUGAUGCCACCGAAGAGGAAGACAGAAGAUGAAGUGGCGGCGAUCCGGCCUUCUCCCAGGGGAGCCAUCACACAGCCGUUGAAGAAACUGAAAAUUAAUGUCAUCAAACUCAAUAAAUGUGCCGUGUGCGGCUUCACCACAGAGAACGUGACUCAGUUCCAAGAACAUCUCCCCCAGCACAAAACUGAUGGCACAACCUUUCAGUGCAGGGAGUGUGGCCUCUGCUAUACCUCUCUCCAGUCCCUAACCAGACACUUGUUCAUUGUUCACAAGAUGAAGAAUGCACAACAAGUUGCCAGGCAAAACGGUGCCCGGGAGGAGAACACAGCGGACUACAAAAUGAGCCAGGAAGAGAGUCAGGCUGAAAUGAUGAUGACGGGCAAAAAGUGCAAAGUUUGCUCCAAAACAUUUGAAACUGAAGCUGCCUUGAACACACACAUGCGAACACAUGGCAUGGCCUUCAUUAAGUCCAAGCGCCUGUGUACAUCAGAGAAAUGAGGAGCAUUCUCACACAAUAUAAUAUCAGACAGUCGAGGUAACUCCACGCAGAACAGACUGCAUCAGUUGAGGCAAACUCUGCCUUAUUGCAGCUUUUACUUGUGUCAUUGGAAUGUCACGUGAAUCCCUCAAACACCUCACCCAUAUAGACUGUUGCUUGUCAUGGCCAGCAUCACUUUUCAGCCGUAGUUUGAUUAAAAGUAAUACUUAAGAUUUGAAAGUGUAUGUUUUUUUGUACAAUUGCUAUACAUAUUUCCUUUUUUAAUACAAAAUAAUAUGAGAACUUUCUUAUCACCACAAAUCCAAUUAUUUUUUGUUAUCAUGAAGUGAGUUGUUCUUCCACAAUGAGAAGCUAAAAAUAUUCACGGAAGUCAUUUUAUAUAUAAGGGAAAAGUAGAAUCUUAAGUAACAGGUUAUUGCUGAAAUGUUAUUACUCAUCCAUUAGUUGGUUUAACUGAGCACUGCCUUUUAAAGAUACAAAGUUGACUUCUGUUGGGCCAAAUUAAACAGGGUUUCAUUGCAACACCGCUGUCCUUUGGUAAGUUCAAUUGUGUGAUACAUGAAGAAAAAUAAUUUGUGGAUAUAAUCUCCAGGAAGUAUGUGUUUGUUGAUGAAUGAUCUAAAACCACAAGGAUUCAAGGAUGUGUUGACAACUUGAUCUAAUAGUGUGUGUGAUUGUUCUUGCACUAAUGUAUGAGUAUCCAUGAGAUGAUUUUAAUUUCUGAAGCAAAUGAGUACUUAACUGCAUGGAUAAAAAAUAUUUUUUACAGGAGCCGUACAUUUCUUUUUAAAAUAUUUUGCUUGACCUGUUCAUUCAUAAGACUAUCAUGGAGAGUUGCGGACCAGUGUUAUAUCCAGAACUGUUUCAGUUCCUACUUAUUUUACUUCAAUCUCCCCAAAAAAAUGUUGAACCUCAAAUUAAAUAUAAUGUGCAUGAACCAUAAUAUAUGAUGAAGAAGAUUUUAUAAAGAAUGUUGUCCUGUUAGAAGGUAGCUAAACCAAAGCAAUCGUUCAUUUAUAAAAAUAGGUUGUAAAAUGCACUUGCGGACUUUCGGCCAACAACAUAGCAUAAAAAAAUUAAUGGGAGCUAUAUUUAUUAUGUGAGCCUGGAAGACUAUUUGUGGUGCAUCCCUCUUGCACAAAAUGAGGACCCUUCUCCUCUGCAGCAGAACCUAGUUCUCUUAUGGUAUUAUGCUGACUCCUGGUGGUUAAAGUGCAGGAGUACAACUAUUUGUUUUCCAUUGAAUAACCAGGGAUAUGGGAAAGGAAUGACCCCUGAUUUUUAAAAGGUAUUGGAAAUGAUUAAAAAGAAAAUGGACUGGUGUUACUGGGUUACGACUAACAUUUUUCAGAUAACAUUUUUCAGUAUGUGAUGGAAUCCUGCAGGAUUGGCCUUUCAUUUUGUGGAAAUGUUCCUGGCAACCUUUCUAACCACUGAUUUGUAAAUAUUUGGCCAGGCCUGGUAAACUUUAGUCUUUUCCUUCAUAAAGUUUUACUUUAAAUGCAAAAUUAACUGUAAUGUAUUAAUGGCCGCUCUAAGCCUAUUUAAAUUGUAAAGGCAAAAUGAAUGAUGGUAAGUAUACAGCACAUCAAUGUUUGAAUUGUCAAUAAGCAAUUGCUUAUGUUAAUUAUCUCAAUAUUUAAUUUUUAGUGAUUAAAAAUCACUUUUUUCUGGUAAGUGCUUUUUUAAUCAGAAUUGGUUCUUCUGAUUCCAAUCAAAUCUAAUCAGAUUUCAAAUUGUGGAGAGACAGUCGUUCGGUAUAUUUAAAGGUUUUAGAUAUUAAGGGAAUUAAGGAAUAUUGGGUUAACGAUGGAAUGUAAUACUGAAGUAAAAGAUCAGCGAUCGGAAUAAGCAUGAGGGACCAAGUGGUCUACUCCAACUUCUACCUCUGCUUAAUUGUAAUCUUUUGAUGUGUGAUUUCUGCAGGAGAUACUGGAGAGUGCUGUAAUUGAUAUAACUGCAAACUUCUGAAUCUCUAAUGUUUCCUCUGGUCCCUGCGGUUAUAUGGCUCUGACCCAUGUCCUGUGAAGCAUUUUCUUUUGUCCAAUCUGUUUUAGGCUUCCAUGAACCCAGUGAAUCCUUAUUGUGUGCGGUGGGAUGGGUUGAGGAAUUUGAUGUGAGAGACUCUUGCGAUUGUACAGCUCUCUAAAAAAGCAAAGUUUAACAUUUCAAGGGACCUGCCACUAACUAGACUUAAAGGAUGCUUUUUUUUAAAGUGUAUAAAUGAAAGAGAAUGCAUUGCCAUGUAAUCUGAUGCAUAGGUUUACCAUUUUGCUAAGAAAUUAGAAAAGGUCAGGUGCAAUGAGGUGGAAGCAUGCGUGCUGUUCUCUAGAUUGUGGGUUUAACUGUUGUCUGAACUGAUGGGAUCCAAGCUUAUUUCAUUUGUAUAAGUCUUGUGUGAGGUAUGGUCUUUAAUGUGUCAUUAUUGGUGGUUUCGUGGAAAACUAAAAUUGGCCAUUUUUUUCUGCUGUCUAGGUGGCACAAGGAGGUAUAUUAAAUAAGGAUAAAAAGAACCAGAAGAAUUAUUUCAAUGCUUAUAGCUCAUUCGAUUGCAAGUCAGGACUGCUGCCCUGUGAAGAAUAAAAGCAAAAUUUCUAAAAAAAAUUGGGGGUAAACUAGUGUAAUAACAAGCAGGAUGUAACAAAUUAUUGCACUUGCAGAAACAUGUGAAUGUAGUUAAUUCCAUUUUGUUUUGUUUAAUAAGUAACUUUAAAUGUAAAGUUCCUGACUUCUGACAUCAAACUCAUUAGUUCACUGGAAUUUUAAAAUCAAGGUGGUCAGGAAUUUGAACCAGUUUGAAAACAAAGGGAUGAUAGCAGUCUGUUCCUAUCUAUAUAUAUAUAUAUAUUAAAAAAAACACGCAUCUUGUGUUGCCAUUUGUUCUAAAAUUACCUGAAUGUUCUUAUAUUUAUUUUUAUAUAUAAAUAAAAGCUGCAACUUCCAGAUUCCCUAGUUGUUGGUCUGGGCAAAACUAUAGCUUCAGAAUGUUACUUUAAGUCAGAGAUUCUAGCUGCUCUUGUACCAAGCCUUAAUUCAUAUUGAUGUUAAAACUGGAUUCCAUGAAAUGGGAACAUUUGGUGUACAUUGUAUUUUCAUGCUUUUAAUCAAAAUGUAAGCAGCUAGCCAAGCUUUGAAUGUAUUCCCCAAUUUUCUUUUCAAGUAGCUAAUGCGACCAUUUGAUAAGUACCAGGAAACGUAUAAAAGGCAAAUUACAUUAUUCUGUCCGAUCCCUGGUCAGCAUAUCCAAGUCUACAGUCACAUUAUUACUGGACCUGUGUUUUUUUUUAACAGAUUACUCUACUGGAUCCAGUGUUAUAUCAGAAAAUUCUUCUUAACCAAUGAACCAAAGCCCCAGUUAUAAGAUGGGCUUCCGUUUCCAGUUUCAAUAUUUAUAAGCAAAUUUAAAGAGUAGGCAAUUCAGUCAAUUGCAGUAUUUUUAAAUACUGUGACUGAACAUGGUUGGAAAAAGUGAGGUUUAUUUUCAUGUGAAGCAGGACAAAGCGAUAAUUAAAUAUUUAAUGCCGUGACAUAUCAGCAAUAUUAACAGAUGUACUUUGGGCAGUAGAGCCCUUAAAUGAUUCACUAGAUAACAUAAAUGACAUUUUUAACAAAGCUGCAAUAAGCAGAAAGCAUACAGGCAAAAUCGCUCUUAAUUUAUUGUUAUAACUGACUUCUCUUGCAACUCUGAGCUUCUCAUUAUGUUUUGUUAUGAGAUUUUAUAUCUUGUGUGUUUAUUUCAAUGAAAAUUUUAUACUUUAAAAAAAAUUACUUUUGGUGUAGAUUUUGAAGGCAUGAAAGAUGUAGCUUCUGUCUUGUUGCUUCCUUAGGGAGUGUCAUGCUGCUGUCCUUAAUAGUAACAUUUUCAGCUGUAACCUCAUUAAAUUUAAACAUUUAAUAAAUGUUUAAAGUAUUUAAAGAA